GUAACCUAGAGCUCCCAGAGGACAGCUGCAAGCAGUAUGAAGUGAUGUAUUCCCCACCCUGCGAAGCCACGCGGAAUGGCACCGCAGCGGAUGAGGCAUCUGCCAAUGGCAUUGUCCUGGCCACCGAAGACCUGGGAUACCAAAUCUAUGAGGUGUCUGGUGACAACAGCUCCACUGUGUCCACAGAAGACAUUAGAGAAUGUUUGAGGAAACAACUUGAGUUCUGCUUCUCUCGUGAGAACCUUUCAAAGGAUCUUUACUUGAUGUCUCAGAUGGACAGUGAUCAAUUUGUUCCCAUAUGGACAAUUGCCAACAUGGAAGGGAUUAAGAAGCUGACAACAGACAUGGACCUUAUUCUUGAAGUUUUGAGAUCUUCUCCUAUGGUACAAGUGGAUGAGAGAGGGGAGAAAGUCAGACCAAACCACAAGAGGUGUAUCAUCAUUCUCCGUGAGAUCCCUGAGACAACACCUAUAGAGGAGGUCAAGGCUCUGUUUAAAAACGAGAACUGCCCCAAAGUGAUAAGCUGUGAGUUUGCUCACAACAACAACUGGUACGUUACAUUCCAGUCCGACACCGACGCGCAGCAGGCGUUUAAAUACUUAAGGGAAGAAGUGAAAACCUUUCAGGGCAAGCCAGUAAUGGCAAGGAUCAAAGCCAUCAACACGUUCUUUGCUAAGAAUGGUUACCGGGUGGUGGACUCGGGCGUGUACCCCCAGCCCGUGCAGACCCAAGCACAGUUUGCCUCCCCCCUGUUUAUGCAGCCUGUAUAUAGCCCUCAGCAGUACUCCAUUUACAGCAUCGUGCCUCAGACCUGGUCUCCCAAUCCUGCACCUUACUUUGAGACACCACUGGCCCCUUUUCCCAACGGAGGAUUUGUGAAUGGCUUUAACACACCAGGAUCAUACAAAACAAAUGCUGCUUCCCUGAGUAUAGGUCGCCCAUUCCAUAGGAAUCGGGUGAAGCCUCAUUUCCGCUCGUCCGGCAGCUCGGAGCAGCCC
Molecule: messenger RNA, 998 nt
Organism: Acanthisitta chloris (rifleman)
Lineage: Eukaryota; Metazoa; Chordata; Aves; Passeriformes; Acanthisittidae
Gene: LARP4
Product: La ribonucleoprotein domain family, member 4
Exons: 9
Biological process (GO): positive regulation of translation
Cellular component (GO): cytosol; cytoplasmic stress granule
Molecular function (GO): mRNA 3'-UTR binding
Source: RefSeq, a predicted model, not a curated record